Messenger RNA from Ruditapes philippinarum (Manila clam), 1851 nucleotides. RefSeq names its product pyruvate dehydrogenase protein X component-like. Gene Ontology annotation, cellular component: pyruvate dehydrogenase complex; mitochondrion. Gene Ontology annotation, molecular function: acyltransferase activity. The transcript is spliced from 11 exons. The record is from RefSeq and is a predicted model, not a curated record. Bases 37 to 1500 code for a protein of 487 amino acids. Gene Ontology annotation, biological process: pyruvate decarboxylation to acetyl-CoA. NCBI's taxonomy places the organism in Eukaryota, Metazoa, Mollusca, Bivalvia, Venerida, Veneridae.
GCACAGAGAUAUUUGCAACAGUCUGCAUUAGCCAAAAUGGCGUCUGCUGUGUUGAAAAUUGGCCGGGUCAUUAGAAAAAAUGUAUUUUUAUCAAAGAUAAAGAACCCAGGAACAUCAUUUUUGCGACAUGAACAAUUUCACAAAUGUCCACCAAAGUCAGCUGCCAGUCAGAUUUUAAUGCCGUCCCUGUCACCAACAAUGUCAGAGGGAACCAUAGUAAAAUGGUACAAAAAGGAAGGAGAUACUAUAAAUGCUGGAGAUGUUUUGUGUGAUGUACAAACUGACAAAGCUGUUGUUUCUUUUGAUACUGAAGAAGAAGGAAUCAUGGCAAAAAUAAUUAAACCUGAGAAUUCGACUGAAGUGAAGAUCGGAACACUGAUUGCUAUCAUGGUAGAGGAAGGAGAUGAUUGGCAGAAUGUUGAAAUACCGGCUGAAACUGAACCGCCAGCCGAACAGACUGCUCAAACCUCCGCCGCCUCCAGUCCAAGCCCGAGUACUGCCCCUAGCCCAACUACACAAAGCCCAGUGGCUGUACCACAAGAUUUACAUGCUCAUGGUAUUGGACCAUCUGUGAGAAAGUUAGUGGAGGAAUAUGCAGUCCCUGUUAAUAAAAUAAGUGGAUCAGGACCACAUAAUAGAAUAACAAAGGGAGACGUUGUUAAGUACAUAAAGUCAAACAAUCUACAGAGACAGUCGUUGUCUGUGGAGCCUGUAUCAGGGGAAAUAACUCCAGCAGUAGCAUCUACACCAUCUACAGGCAGUUAUAUCCCAUCUAUUAUACCAGAACUUGAUGGUGAAGAAUUUAUUGAUAUACCAAACUCUGGAAUGAGAAGCACUAUAGCAAAGAGAUUAACACUAUCAAAGACAACCAUCCCACAUUCAUAUGCUACAAUGAAUUGUAAUGUUGGUCCUGUAACAAAACUUCGCAAACAGCUAAAACAAGAAGACGUUAAAGUUUCGGUCAACGAUUUUAUCAUAAAAUCUGCAGCACUCGCACUACAGAGAGUGCCUCAAGUGAAUACUGUAUGGGAAAAUGAUAGCCCUAGUUCUUUACUAAAUGUUGACAUCUCAGUUGCCGUGGCAACAGAUAAUGGACUUAUUACACCUAUAGUUAAAAAUACUCCUCAUUUAGCAGUAGAUGAAAUAUCAGCUACAGUGAAAGACCUGGCUGAGAGAGCUAGAGCAAAUAAAUUACAGCUUCAUGAGUUCCAGGGUGGCUCUUUUACGAUCUCAAACCUCGGUAUGUUUGGUAUUGGAGAAUUUUCUGCAGUCAUAAACCCACCACAGACGGCCAUUAUGGCAGUUGGUUCAUCACGUGUUGUUUUGGGCCAGGAUGGAAAGCCCGAAUCUCAGAUGACAGUAACUUUAUCUUACGAUGCUCGUGUAAUUGACGACGCAGAGGCGUCACAAUUUCUAGAAGUUUUUAGAGACAUUAUUGAAAAUCCAGAAUUAAUGUUAAGUGGACGACCAGCUUCUAAAAGAUCAAACCCUUUAAUGUGAUACUGAUACUAACAUUGUUAGUCUAGAUAAUGAAUUAUUUCAAUUAUACCGGUUAAGUUAUUAUGCAUGUUUUUGUACAGAUAUUUGAAUUAAGCAAAUGUCAGAUUGUGGUAAUAUGAAUUUCAUGACAUCAUUCUAAAUGUUAAAGAAAUAUUCAACAAGUGACAGUAUUAUAGAUGAGGAUGUAUAACUUGGUAACUGUUGUAUUUGAGAUUCAGAUACAUACAGAUGUUUACUGUUUAAUAGAAUAGCAAAGAAAUUGAACAUGUAGUUGUUAUAAGGAUUACAUGUAUAUAAUUACUUUGAAUUAUGUGUCAGACUCGAACUUAAGGUUUGUUAAUAUAUAAAGAC